Molecule: messenger RNA, 334 nt
Organism: Colletotrichum phormii
Lineage: Eukaryota; Fungi; Ascomycota; Sordariomycetes; Glomerellales; Glomerellaceae
Exons: 1
Coding region: 65-271 (68 amino acids)
Source: RefSeq, a predicted model, not a curated record
AAUCUCGACCUUCUCGGGAACAGCCACGAUCGUGGACUCCAGAGUAGUGUGCGUUCGGCCGAGAAUGCAUGCUGGCCACAGUAUCGCCCUUGUGCCUAGGGGUCUAAACAACUAUGGCGACGGAUUCCUCGACCGUUGGUUUCUCAGCGGAGCUAUCAGCGUGGACCCGGACGUCACCCUGCCUGGUCUCAUUUUAGCUCACGAGCCAGUGACCCUGGCUCCCAGUCUGACGCCUGGAGACCGGGCCUGGGUCAAUUUUUAUUACAACUAAUCAGACCGAAAUGGGUCUUUUUAUAUCCAACCCGAAAGCCCGAUAACAAACAUAAUGUUUGGC